Cetraspora pellucida is the source of this 733-nucleotide messenger RNA. The record is from the annotation of a GenBank genome assembly. Lineage: Eukaryota; Fungi; Glomeromycota; Glomeromycetes; Diversisporales; Gigasporaceae.
AUGAUGCUUUUGUCAUUACGAAAAGCUAUUUUAGUUGCCAUCCUUUUCCAAUUAUCAUUUUCUUCACCGGUUUCGACUGAUAGUUUACGAAAAGUAGCAUCGUCGUCUUUGCAAUUUGGAGCUGCAUCUACAAUUAACAGUACUGGCGAUGUACCUUCUAUACCUCCUUUAUCAACGACUAUUCCUCACGGGCCAACUGUAACGAGCCUAACGAAUUCAACAGCUAUAAGUGGUAAAAAUGAUACAAGAAAUUAUUCAACAGCUAUAAGUGAUAAAAAUGAUACAAUAAGAAAUAAUUCAACAGAUAUAAAUGGUAAAAAUGAUACGACAGGAAAUGAUACUUUACCAUACAUUGAUCCAUCGACACCUCCAGUGACCAUUACAAUCACUACUCCUGCUCCUGCAAGGAAUCUUUUAUUUAAGAUAGGGGCGAAUAUCACUUUUGCUUGGAAAUAUUCUGCAAAUUUUUCCAUUAAACCAAAAUAUAUUAACGUUCUCGCUCAGCCAUCUGUAAAUUCGGAACAAUAUUUUACAAUUAUUGCUAAUGCUUCUGGAACUAUCACUUCUGCAAUUUGGAAUACAGCAGAGGAAACAUCUUUACCGGUGACUAAAUAUAAAUUAUACAUAUUUGAUGAACGAGGAAAAGACGCUAGUAUAUCACCUGGUAGACUGUGGCCAUUUUCUGGUCUCUUUUUCUCAUUAUAUCAACCACAGGAUCGCACAGACAUUUCAC